Molecule: messenger RNA, 502 nt
Organism: Pomacea canaliculata
Lineage: Eukaryota; Metazoa; Mollusca; Gastropoda; Architaenioglossa; Ampullariidae
Exons: 4
Coding region: 1-417 (138 amino acids)
Source: RefSeq, a predicted model, not a curated record
AUGACGACGUACAUCCUCGAUGCCAUUGUUGGGAAAGACAAAGCUAAUCAUGGGGUGGUGGCAUAUUUAAGGGAAGCCAAACUUCUGCAUGUAGUGAAUCAGUCCUUGACACAGCUGCAUAGCAAGGAUGGUAUGGUUGAUACAGGCCGCAUCAGGCAUCGGGCAAAAUUUUGGGAGUCUUCAGAAGCAUAUCAAACAGUUGAGGUGCAGACCCAACACCAACCACCGACAAUAUCUGAGCGGCCACUGAAUGAUAUUGAUGAAAUACAGAUCCCACCACAUCAGACACCAGUGGAACCAAAGCAAAAGACAAAGCAAAGCUGGAAAGACCUAAAUAAACAAAUGCCACUCCAGAGAAAGCUGAAGAACAGGCAGAGUACAGUAACUAGAGAAACCACUUUGUGGUCUGCAUAUUGAACUCACUAAACAGACACAAGACUGAACUUAUAAAGCUGAAAAUAAUGAAACUGAAAAAUGAGAUGAAAAUUAGUCACGCAGCAGA